This is a messenger RNA of Fopius arisanus, 4854 nucleotides long. It is a transcript of the gene nompA, whose product is annotated as no mechanoreceptor potential A. The transcript is spliced from 20 exons. The record is from RefSeq and is a predicted model, not a curated record. The coding region runs from base 241 to 4098 and encodes 1285 amino acids. Lineage: Eukaryota; Metazoa; Arthropoda; Insecta; Hymenoptera; Braconidae.
CGCGGCACUCAUACGCAGUCUGACGUAUGCGGCUCUCGAUUUUUUUAAAUCCAACAUAAAACCUGUACUAAUCAGUUUCCACCAUCGUUUACUAGUAGAUCUUAGAACAAAACAGGCGGAUUCUCCAGUUUGAUUGAUUAAUCCAUGGAUGGAACUCCAUCAUCUGCGAGGUACUGGGAGUCAUCUUAAAAGUAGACAAUCAAUUGAUAAGUGGUAUGACCACUCGAUAGUGUACUGUGCAUGCUCAUGCUCAAAAUGAUAAGGACUCAUAACAUGUUCAGCAUGGUUCAAGCUAUUACUGUCCUGACUAUUCUCAAAAUGCUCGCCAAUGCCCAAACGACCUGCAACGGCGGGGCAGGAAGAGUCGUUUAUGAGAGAUUACCAGAUCAACAACUUCAAGGAUUCGACGAUGAAGUGAUACGAGACUCGGCCCCGCCAUUCAGAGUUCUUGAAAAGUGUCAAGACCUGUGUCUACGUGAUCGCAGCAACUCUAAUAAUUUACCACGAGCUUGUACCUCCAUUGACUUUCAACCAGGAAGUCGAAUAGCCUCUUUCAAUGGUGCUGCUGAGUACGAGGAGAGCACGUGUUACUUGACAAGAGAACAAGCCCUGCCAGAGGGAAUAGGAAAUCUAAUGCUGGUACCCAAUAGUGUGCACUUUGUCGAAGUCUGCCUCAAUUCUAAUCAAAUCGAGAGAUAUUGCCCGAACCGUCGGUACGUCUUUGAGAGACAUGCCAGGAAGAAACUGAAACUUCCAGCCACUGACGUCAAGGAAGUCAGUGCAGCUAACAGAACUGUCUGCGAGGACAGGUGUCUAAAUGAAUUUAGUUUUGUUUGCCGCUCAGCUUCUUUUGACUCGAUGACACGCAGCUGUUUGUUGAGUCGAUUCACCCGGAGAACUCACCCGGAAUUACUCGAGGAUGAUUCAAACUCUGAUUACCUGGAGAAUACAUGUUUAAAUGCUGAACGUCGCUGCGACGGACUGGCGGUUUUCGUAAAGGAAGAGAAUAAGCGGUUGCGAGGUCCUUUCGAGGUUGACAUUUACACGAAUGUCACAUUAGAUGAGUGUCAGGCGUUGUGUCUUCGUGCAGAGAAAUAUUUCUGUCGUAGUGUUGAGUACGAUGAGCAGACCCGACAGUGUGUCAUCUCCGAGGAGGACUCUGUCUCCCAGAAGGACGACAUUGGUAUGAGCGGGAGUCCAUCCUACCAUUUCUACGAUUUAGUCUGUCUAGACAAUCCUCGUGGUUCGGAGUAUCCUGAUAACAAUGUCGCCGCCCAUCUCUACCCAGAUGGUCGACGUCCUGAUACUGCCUUCCAGCGGUAUCGGAAUUCCCGGCUCAGUGGUGAAUUCCACUCGGAAAUCACAGGUAGAAGUCUCAGCGAAUGUCUGGACGAGUGUUUGAGACAGACCAGUUUUCAGUGCCGGAGUGCUGUGUUCUCUGAACACUAUCACAUCUGUCGCUUGAGCAGAUUUAACCAACGGGAUGGGCAUCGAAUAAUCUACGACGCUGAUUACGAUUAUUACGAGAAUCUUAUGCAUCAAUAUUUAGACGGAGAGAGAGAUAAUCCGAGUUAUCGACCGGAUCCUGUGGGUCAGGAUACGAACGUGGGGCGACCACUCCUCGGACGUCCUGGAUAUCCAGACGAUUACGACAAGAAUUACCCGAGUCCUCACGGUGAUCGAUACCCAGAUCACUACCCCUUACCUGGGGAGAGAUACCCGAGUAGUAAAUAUCCGAAUUAUUACCCUGAUGAUCGGUACCCAGAGUCGAAGCCCGAGAGGUAUCCCGGUGAUCGUUAUCCACUGGACAGAUAUCCACCAGUGGGGGACAGAUAUCCAAUACGUGGUGACCGGUGGCCCGCCAACGGGGAGAGCUACCCCAGUCCAGGGUACUCAGGGAAUCGGUACCCCCCGUUCGGUAAUCGGUAUCCGUCGGGCACUGGGAGUCGAUAUCCCAUCAGAGAUGAUUACCCGAGCCCUGGUGGUCGUUAUCCCGUACCCGAGGAUCCUCUGACUCGUUAUCCUAGUGCUGGGGGAGCUAGGUUACCUCCGGGAAGAUAUCCUGGAGAUCGCUAUCCUGAGAAAGACCCAUAUCCACAUAGAGACAGAUACAAUCCGUACUUGGGAGGGAACGGAUUGUAUCCCGGAUAUGAAGAGGACGUGCGUGGUACGAAGGGUUACGAACGUCCGCACUACGCCGGUCCUGGACCACUUCCUGUAAGACCAAUCGGCGUGGGCGGAUACGACGGGAAUGGAAUGGACGGAUUCAUGACCGAUGGAGAUGUCUACAAUGCACGACCUGUUGGCACUGCUGGUGGUCCGAUUAUUGGACGACCACCUCUACUUUCUCGUUGCGAUGAACAGGAGAAUUUCCGCCAAGUCAGCCAGGGAAUGCGCGUUCGCAAGUCCUUCGUCAGAAGAUAUACAACUGCAUCUACAUUACCCGAGUGUGAAAGGGAAUGCGCUGAUGCUCGGGAUUUUGUAUGCAGAUCCUUCAAUUAUCGUUCGUAUGCUGCACCGUAUGGAGCUGAGCGAGAUAACUGCGAGCUCAGUGAUCGAGACUCCAGGGAUAUGGCUAUGGGGAAUCCCAUUUAUUAUGAUUCAACCUCGGAUUAUGAUUUUUACGAGCGAAAUAAUGGCAGGCAGGGCGUUGAUGGCGAAUGUCUCGAUGUGAGCCAAGUGUGCAAUGAAGAUGGAAUGGAGUUUACGUUGAGGACUCCCGAGGGAUUCAUUGGUAGAAUUUACACCUACGGCUACUACGAUCGCUGUUUCUUCCGGGGAAAUGGAGGUACCGUGAAUGUCUUGAGGAUCAGUGGUGCCCAGGGGUAUCCUGAAUGCGGCACUCAAAGGUACGGAGACACAAUGACGAAUAUUGUUGUGGUACAAUUCUCGGAUUACGUCCAAACCGGAAGGGAUAAACGCUUCAACCUCACCUGUCUCUUCCGCGGUCCUGGUGAAGCAGUGGUCACUUCCGGCUACAUAGGCGCUGGGUAUGACAGUAGGUCCGGUUCUCCCAUUCCGAUCGAGUAUUUGCCGGCUGAGAAUACAUUGAGCUCGAAGGUGCGAUUAUUAAUUCUCUACCAGGGGAGACCGACUACUACCAUUGCCGUCGGGGAUCCUCUCACCUUCAGACUCGAGGCUCAGGAUGGGUACAAUUACAUCAGCGAUAUUUUCGCAACGAAUGUCAUCGCUCGGGAUCCUUACUCCGGCCGGAGUGUACAGCUGAUUGAUCGAUAUGGUUGCCCAGUGGACAAUUACGUUUUCCCAGGACUCGAUCGUUUGCGUGAAGGUGAUAGUCUCGAAGCUCGUUUCAAUGCCUUCAAAAUCCCAGAAUCCAAUUUCCUAGUGUUCGAGGCAACAGUUCGAUCUUGUCGUGAUGGCUGUCAACCAGCAUAUUGCUCGGGAAGUGCAGGUCGCAGUGAACCGUCAUUUGGAAAACGUAGACGAAGAUCCCUCGAGACUCUUCCCGAAGAACUGAUCGCCAUGAAAAAUGACACUGAAACCAAGGGGGACAGCCAAAUCGAGGAGGAAAAUGAGGAAGAUGAGGAGGAGAAGGAAGAGAACGAGGAGGAACACGUGAGGGAGAUGAUCGAAGUACUCGACUCGAGGUACGACAUGUACGAGGAUAACUCCGUCAUUCAGAAACAAGUGGCGAGUGUUGAAUCGAUAUGCAUAACUCCCAAUGAGUAUUACGGGCUUGUCACUGCUGUCGUGGGGCUUGUCAUCCUCCUGUCAUCCGUCAUCAUGUUGUCAUUGUUAAUUUAUAGGAAAUACGGAUAUUCGAUAAUUCGAAAAAAUCGAACCAUCGACAAAGGUCUCCACACAUCCUCCACCGGCGAAUCUUCUAACCCUCGAAUCAACAACUUCUCAUUCAUGAGAUCAGGCCUCCAGAAACCGUUUCAAACGUCAUCGUUGAGCGAGAUAUUCAAUCAUACGUCGUCAUCAGCGAUGGAGGGUGCCGUUGGGUUGACGGUGAAUCGUCGCAGUGGCUUUGACCCCAGUGAGCCCAUCUACACCGACCCAUCGCUCUUCGAGGUAUCACGUGGUUCCUUAGAUCAAUUUAAAUCCACUCGAAACGAUAGUUUACAUUUGAUAUGAUUAGUCAAUGUCACUCCGUAAUUCACAUUGUUCAUGUAAAGGACGAGGAGCAAACUGGGCACUAAACCCUUUAUCAAGCGUAAAGCCGCUGCCAAUAAAGUGGAAUAAUUUUUUCCCUCAAACACUUGAUCUUCUUCGAGCGUAAAUUCGAAGGGGCAUUUGAAGGGUGUCAGAAGUAAAUGAGCACUAAAUCUCUUUUCAAACGUUAAAACCCCAUUCAACUGUUGGUGGAGCCUUCAUACUCGACUCAUUAAUUUAUUCUCGGCUCUUGAAUGUCUGGAAAUACGUUUCUUGUAUCCAUUUUGCUCUGACUCCUCUACUUCUGCGACAUUGAGGAGAAUGAAGGGGAUAUCCUCCUCCAGGGCUGGGUGAAAAUCCAUUCAAAUCUUUUCCCUCUUUCAUUUCUAUUCAUCGUUGGAGGCUUCUUAAAAAAUUGAAUCACGUUGCAUCGCUUCCCUGAAGUAGUAUUCACUCUCUCGAGUCAGACUAUUUUCAUCUAAAACGAAUAGUUUAUAAAAAUGUGUCAGAAUUCUCCGCCGAUAUCUCUCUCUCUCCCAAAACAGAGAAUUGCUGAUAUACGAGAAUAAAAAAAAAUCUAAAUGAGAGAAAAAAAAUGUUUGACUAUUAGAGAAGAAUAAAAAAAAAUGCUGAUAUCAUAAUUAUAAAUAACACCCAGCCCUGUCCCCAGUCCCGCUCUCUCUUACUCAUCAAUAAAUAUAAAAAAAUAUAAAACUUAAUUGUUUAACAAUGGUAAAU